This is a messenger RNA of Saimiri boliviensis boliviensis (Bolivian squirrel monkey), 2900 nucleotides long. RefSeq names its product WD repeat containing planar cell polarity effector (gene WDPCP). The record is from RefSeq and is a predicted model, not a curated record. Gene Ontology annotation, cellular component: axonemal basal plate. Gene Ontology annotation, biological process: nervous system development; establishment of protein localization; cilium organization. Gene Ontology annotation, molecular function: protein binding. NCBI's taxonomy places the organism in Eukaryota, Metazoa, Chordata, Mammalia, Primates, Cebidae.
CAAUUCGCCUAUUGCAAAGUAGUCCCUGAGGAUGAGCCGCUCUGAUUGGAGGACGACGACACGCUCAUGGUUUGCGGAUCAGGGAAAAAGGAUCUGCCCGAUGGCGCCUGGCAAUUGGCGGGAGAGACCGACACCUUAGCGACAUCACCCCCACGCGUGCGACUGAGACUUCAUCCUCCCUGAGGGUAAACGUGGGAGGUAAAGAGACCUUCCGCUGCGUAAAGCUGGCUCGACCCGGAAACAAAAUCUUUUAAAAAACAAUUCACACUCUGGAGGGGAGGGGGAAUUAAGUUGCGAUUACCCGACAGCUUCUGAGGUUGCUAAGCGACGAGGCGGAAGCGCGCGCACACUCAGGCCGCUGGGUAGCACCUGAGCGAACUGUGGCGGCGGCGACCCGGAGACCCUAGAGACGGAGCGAGCGUGUCGCUCCUCCCGGGUCCAGGGACUCUUGCUUAGGAAACCUCUGCCCGGGGUAGAAGCUUCUGCCCUGGUGAUGAGGCGAGAGUUUUCGCGGGACGCCUACUCCGAAGCGAGCGGGAGCCGCGCUUCUUCCCCACUCCCGAGGCAGGACAGAGAUUCCUUCUGCCAUCAGAUGUCUUUCUGCUUGACUGAACUGCACCUGUGGUCUUUGAAGAAUACCUUACACAUUGCGGAUAGAGACAUUGGGAUCUACCAGUAUUAUGACAAGAAAGAUCCACCAGAGCAUGGUAAUUUAGAAGAAAAGCAGAAGCUGGCAGAGUCACGAGAUUAUCCUUGGACGCUCAAAAACAGACGCCCAGAAAAACUCCGAGACUCACUCAAAGAGUUGGAGGAGCUGAUGCAAAACAGUCAGUGUGUGCUGAGCAAAUGGAAGAACAAAUAUGUCUGUCAGCUCCUCUUUGGUUCAGGUGUGCUGGUGUCCCUAAGCCUUUCUGGGCCACAGCUGGAGAAAGUGGUGAUUGACAGAAGCCUGGUGGGGAAACUCAUCUCAGACACCAUCAGUGAUGCUCUUCUCACAGACAGUUUUAUCAUCUUAUCAUUUCUGGCACAAAACAAGCUAUGUUUUAUUCAGUUUACCAAGAAGAUGGAUUCUUCUGAUGUAAACAAAAGACUGGAAAAACUGUCAGCCUUGGAUUAUAAGAUUUUCUAUUAUGAAAUACCUGGCCCAAUAAACAAGACAACAGAGCGUCGUCUAGCUAUCAACUGUGUUCAUGAUAGAGUUGUUUGCUGGUGGCCACUGGUCAAUGAUGAUGCUUGGCCUUGGGCCCCCAUUUCUUCUGAGAAGGAUAGAGCCAAUCUACUCCUCCUGGGUUAUGUUCAAGGAAGACUAGAGGUUCUGAGUUCUGUUCGCACAGAAUGGGACCCACUGGAUGUUUGCUUUGGAGCCAAACAGCAUUAUCAGGUGUUCACAGUGGAGAACUCCAUCAGUGUAGACAAAGAGCCCAUGGCUGACAGCUGCAUCUAUGAAUGUGUUCAGAAUAAAAUCCAGUGUGUGUCUGUCACCAGAAUACCACUAAAAUCAAAGGCCAUCAGUUGUUGCAGGAAUGUUACUGAAGACAAACUGAUUCUGGGCUGCGAAGAUUGCUCACUAAUUCUUUAUGAAACUCACCGUAGAGUGACUUUCUUAGCACAGACUGAACUUUUGCCUUCAUUAAUAAGCUGCCACCCAAGUGGUGCCAUUCUGCUAGUUGGCAGCAACCAAGGGGAGUUGCAAAUUUUUGAUAUGGCUCUCUCCCCUAUUAACAUCCAGCUGUUGGCUGAAGACCACUUACCCAGGGAGACUCUGCAAUUCAAUAAAGUAUUUGAUGCUUCCAGCAGUCUUGUUCAAAUGCAAUGGAUAGCUCCUCAGUUUUUUUCUCGGAAGGCUGAAGGUAGUGAUAUCUGUGAUCUCCUCUUCCUCAGGUUUGAAAGAGGACCUUUGGGUGUACUGUUGUUUAAACUAGGUAUCUUCACUCAAGGACAGCUGGGCCUGGUAGACAUCAUUUUCCAAUACAUUCACUGUGAUGAGAUCUAUGAGGCAAUAAACAUACUGAGCAGCAUGAACUGGGACACUCUCGGCCACCAGUGCUUUAUCAGCAUGAGUGCUAUUGUAAACCAUCUUCUUAGACAAAAGCUCACUCCAGAGAGAGAAGCACAGCUUGAGGCAAGCCUUGGAACCUUCUAUGCUCCAACAAGACCACUUCUGGAUACCACGAUACUGGAAUAUAGAGACCAAAUCAGCAAAUAUUCAAGGAGAUUCUUCCACCAUUUGCUCAGGUACCAGAGAUUUGAAAAGGCAUUUCUCCUAGCUGUUGACAUUGGUGCUCGUGACCUGUUUAUGGAUAUUCAUUAUCUUGCACUAGAUAAAGGUGAAUUUGCACUAGCUGAAGUGGCAAGAAAAAGAGCUAGUGACAUUGAUGCAGAAUCAAUAACCUCUGGAGUUGAACUACUGGGGCCCUUGGACAGAGGGGAUAUGCUAAAUGAAGCUUCUGUUGGCCUGUCUUUAGCACCUCAAGUGGAAGACUCAUUUCCAGAUAACCUCCCUCCCUCUGGUUCAUCCCACAGACAUACUGUACGACAAAGAAUACUGAAUGGCUCUUCUAACAGACAAAUAAUGGACAGAAGAAAUGAACUUGAAAAAGACAUCUGUUCUGGAUCUUUGAUGACUAACAACUGUAAUGCAGAAGAAGGAGAACUGGGUGAAGACUGCAGAGAACAGGAAAUCAGAGAUGGUGGUUCUCUCAGAAUGAUUCACUUUGGUCUGGUGUAAACAAUAAGAACAAAAGAAACCUGCCUUUUUCAUAUCUAAACUUUUUCAUGGCCUGAUACAGACUUAAAAUCUCCCUGUGUGGAUUCUUAACAAGGAGAGAGUAUGAAUCAUAUGAAUUACUUAAGAGUUCUAAGUGGAGUGUUUUCAAAAUAAAGUUUUAUUAUUUCAGAAA